Molecule: messenger RNA, 749 nt
Organism: Scophthalmus maximus (turbot)
Lineage: Eukaryota; Metazoa; Chordata; Actinopteri; Pleuronectiformes; Scophthalmidae
Source: RefSeq, a predicted model, not a curated record
UAUAUGCUUCCUUUAGGCAAUUUUAUAAGAAAAAACCACAUCAAUUUCCAUUGCUAUGCUGAUGAUACCCAGCUGUAUUUAUCUAUAAAGCCAGAUGAAACUAAUCAGGUAGACAAACUUCAGGACUGUAUUAAAGACAUAAAGGCCUGGAUGACUUAUAAUUUUUUACUUCUAAAUUCAGAAAAAACUGAGGUCAUUAUACUCGGCCCUAAGCACCUCAGAGAAACAUUAUCUGAUCAUAUAGUUAGCUUGGAAUGCAUUACCUUGGCCUCCAGCUCUACUGUGAGAAACCUUGACUAGUCCUUUGACUCACACAUAAAACAAGUCUCUAGGACAGCCUUCUUUCACCUGCGCAAUAUCAAGAACAUUAGAAACAUCCUAUCUCAAAAGGAUGCUGAAAAACUAGUCCUAACCUACAAAGCCCUUAAUAAUCAAGCUCCAUCAUAUUUUACAGAGCUCAUAGUUGCAUAUUAUCCCAAUAGAUCACUUCGCUCUGUAAAUGCAGGACUACUUGUGGUUCCCAGAGUCUGUAAAAGUAGAAUGGGAGGCAGAGCCUUCAGCCACCAGGCUCCUCUCCUCUGGAACCAGCUCCCAGUUUGUGUCAUAUAGUUGUGCUAUAGUUAUAGCUGCUCAGGUGUUUAAUAAACCAUUUCUUUAUUAUGGUGCUAUAGGCCUAGACUGCUGGGGGAACUUAUAUCAUGAGCAUCUUUCUCCCUCUCCCAUUUUCUCAUUCUCCCUCUCUCUCUCUC